AUGGUCAGCCUCGAUAAUAGGCUGCAUGUACCCGAGGAGAGAGUUGCGUUGUCCGCGUCGACUUUUGCGACUUUUUUCUUGCCAGCAUUAGUCUCGUACUUUGCAAUGGGCGUGUUGGUUCAACGAAAUCGCACUGCAACGACACGAUUUGCACUGCUUCCAAUCGCUUUGCUGUGCGCAUAUCGAGCUGGCUCAUCGCUCGAUUUUUCUUUUGGCAUCCCCAACUACCGUUUCCUCAACCAAGGCUUAGUUCUCGCCAUGUUCACCGUUUCGAUGCGAUCGACCGCUUGGGCCUUCGCAAAAAAUCCAUAUAAACGGAUCGCUUUGCAACCGAACAAGAUAUCCAACAAUAAUACCUCAUCAGGCAACACAAGCAACCAGUUGACUGAUGUUGAUGAUACCCCACUGUUUACCGCUAUCUGGAACGCAUGGGAUCUUUCAGUUAACCUUCGCGGGAUUGGGUGGGACUGGGCGGAAGGCCUGCGCAUUCCAAAGAGCAGCCACGAAACACAGUCAACAUUAGAGUUCCUGCUUAGCACCCUCGCGAAGCUACUGUUCUAUAUGCUUGCAUUUGAUGCCACCUCUGGAGCCACUCGCGACUUUUCUCCGGAAACAUUUGGAUCAGUUGAAGGGGGUACAAUAUUUGACGCAUCACUUCCACCCCUCACUCGCUAUACCCGGUCUGCCAUCGUUACGAUCCUCUCUGGCUGGACAGCAUAUUUCGUGAUUGACUUGGUGUAUCAGAUACAUGCCAUCGAGUUCGUCUUGUUAUUCAGACAGACACCGUCUCAAUGGCCGCCCUUGUUUGAUGCUCCGUGGCUCUCGACAUCGCUGACCAGUUUUUGGGGUCACGGGUGGCACCAAUUAUUCCGGCAGUGCUUCAUAUCGGUCGGUGCUCGGCCGUUGUCAUACCUGCUUGGUCGCGCUGGGGGGGUGAUGGGCGCAUUCCUCGUCUCAGGCGCUCUGCACUAUCUUGGAUUGAAGGCAAUGGGACGAGGUGGUUACCCUGUUGUUGUUUUUGGGUUCUUUUUCAUGCAGGCCAUCGGUCUAAUUCUUGAGGGCGUGUGGAAGAGGUGUACGGGCACACGCGUCGGUGGAAUUUUGGGCUUGCUGUGGACUUGGAUUUGGGUAGUCUUUUGGGGUAGCUUCAUGAUUGAUGCAUGGGGCAAAGUUGGUUUGAUUGGGUCCAAGUCCUUCCCCGACGAUUACAGACCGACAAUCUUGCUUGCCCACUUUUUAAAACAUUGUCUCAAUUUACUUGAUUCUCUGAGAUAGAGAUUACCGACACAACGUCGAUCGCAUCGUUGUAUAUAUAAGGAUGACUUGUAUGGAUGGUAUGGAUAGAUCUAGAGCUUGUGUAUGGUCUCCGCGUAAUAUGAUUCAAAGGCUUAGG
This is a messenger RNA of Suillus clintonianus, 1393 nucleotides long. RefSeq names its product membrane bound O-acyl transferase family-domain-containing protein. Gene Ontology annotation, biological process: lipid metabolic process. The transcript is spliced from 2 exons. The coding region runs from base 1 to 1275 and encodes 424 amino acids. Lineage: Eukaryota; Fungi; Basidiomycota; Agaricomycetes; Boletales; Suillaceae. The record is from RefSeq and is a predicted model, not a curated record.